GAACAGGCAGAGAUAAUGUUGCUGAUUUUUGGAAUCCAAAUUGUUCAGCUUUUAUUUUCAAUAAUACUUUUGAUCGUCUUCAAACUGAUACAGAUCGAAUAUGGAAAUUUCAACGAUAUUCAUUAAUAUGCGAAUAUUUAUCUCGACCAUCAAUACCACCUCCAUUUAUUCUUUUUUCACAUCUUUGGCGAUUUAUAUUAUGUACUUUGACACCAUGUUGCAAAUCAUCAUGGCUUAGAGAAAAAUAUAUGGGACAUACAAGUCGAACUAAAUAUGAAAUUACGCUUGAUGAAAAAUCUGCUUCUAAUAUUGAAAUAGCUGAAGAUGCACUUGGUGAUGAAAUUUAUUAUAAUUAUAUGAAAAUUGGUAGAAAAAUAACAGAAGCAGGUGAUAUUGAUGAAGAACGAAUUCAUUCACCACAAGAAGCAACGUUAAGUAGAAUGAAAUUACUUGAAAAUCGAGUACAAAUAAUCAGUAAUCAACAAGCUCAUGUAUUAGACUAUCUUGAUUGUUUAAUGGAUGGUUUGAAAACGUUAGGUGGUGAACGUAUUAGAGUACCUGAUCGACGUCGUUAUGAUCCAGAUGAAUCAUGUAUGUUUAUAAUGCAUUUAAUCAAAAGAAA
Rotaria sordida is the source of this 622-nucleotide messenger RNA. NCBI's taxonomy places the organism in Eukaryota, Metazoa, Rotifera, Eurotatoria, Philodinida, Philodinidae. The record is from the annotation of a GenBank genome assembly.